AUGUCCGCCUUGGGCUCCGCGACGCGGCAGGUGAACGUAUACGGCCGCAAGGGGAAUACGCGCGUGGUCCCGGCGCGAGUAGAGGAGGAGGAGGAGGCGCCGCCCCCGGCGCCCAAACCUGCCAAAGGGCUCUUUGCGGGACUCGAUCUGCGCAGCUGGAUUGAGAGCCCCCGCAAAGUGUUGGCCCAGUUUACGCCCAAGCGAGCGAGCGCUGCGCCGCCGUCCGGCGAGCAAGAUACCCCUGAGGCGCCCGAGUCGCCCUUGUUUAGAAAAAAGGAGGCGCCCGCUUCGCCGUCCAGGGCGAGUGGGAGCACACACGCGCUGGAAAGCACGCCGGCGCCGGCGAUCCGUGCCGUGGCGGAAGCGGCGCCGGCCGACGACGCGCUCGAUGCACAGACCGAGGCGCUGGCGAACCUCUCGCUGGGAGACAACGCGGUGCAGCGCAUCCUGCGCGCGACGCAGCAGGACGAGGCCGACGUAUUUACCGAGUUCCUCGACGAGGUCCUCGCCAGCGGCACGCUCGUCAAGAUCGGCGAGGCGAGCUACUCGGAAGUGUACCGCGUCACGCGCCCGGGCAUCCAGUCCGCCAAGGGACGCGCGCCGGUGUCUGUCAUGAAAGUCAUCCCCCUGGAGGGCGAUACGCUCGUGCGGGGUCCGGCGCAGUCGCCCCUCGACAGUGUCGAGCGCGAGAUCCGCGUCACGCGCGCGCUCUCGCCCUCGUCCGAGAACGGAAUGCAGUUUGUACGCCUGCAGGAAGCGCGGAUCGUGCAGGGCGCCUACCCCAGCGCCCUGCUCCAGGCAUGGGACGACUUCAAGGCGCACGACCCCCGCAGCGAGAAUGCGCGCCCGGAUAUCCUGCCGGACACGCAGCUAUAUGCGAUCCUGUGCAUGGACGAUGCGGGAACCGAGCUCGAACACACGCCGCUGUCGUCGUGGGCACAGAGGGCCGCCGUCUUUUGGCAGACGGCCUACGCGAUCGCCGCGGCCGAGCAGUCUGCCGAGUUUGAGCACCGCGACCUGCACCUCGGCAAUAUCCUCGUGACGCAGGUGCCGGCGCGGCGCGCGACGCGCUCCGUUUCGGGACAGAGAGCGCUAGGCGAUCUGCCCGAGCGCCUGUGGCAGACGUACGAGCCGCGCGCCGCGCAGAUCCGCGCGACGAUCAUCGACUACUCCUUGUCGCGCAUGGUCGUCGACGGCAGAGUGCUUGCGUACGACUUUUCGGACGAGGAGCUGUUUGAGGGCCAGGGCGACUCGCAGUACGAUGUCUACCGCACGAUGCGCGCACUGGUCGCAAGCGACUGGCAGGCCUUCCAGCCGAGCACAAACCUCUUGUGGCUCCACUUUCUGGCGCAGCGCCUGCUCGCCGCCGAGGCGCCGCCGACCGAAAAGGCGGAGGAGGCAGCGUACACGAGCCUGCUCCUCGCCGAACAGCUCGCAGAGGACGCGGUCGAGCACCUGCGCCGGAUCGCGCCGCAGCGCAGCGUCUCGACGCGGUCCAAGCGCCGCUCGAUCCAGCGGGGGCCGGAUGCGUGGAAGGUGCGUCCGAACGCGGCGACACGCACCGUUGCGUCGGCCGCCGACUUGUCAGGACCGGACGAGCGGCCCGGCGUGGCGUGGCCACGGCUGGAUAAUGUGCCGCUACCCCCCGCACCACUACCAUACGAUGAAUUCCUGGUGCCUUCCGACGAGCCGCCGGUGCUGGACAACGAGCUGCUCGCGCAGCUGACCAGUGUACUGCAAACCCAUGCGAGCGGCAGCCCCUUGCGAUCGCGCGCCGCGACGCCCCACGCCCGGUCCGAGGACCGCAAGACCCAGGGCGAGGAGCAAGAUACCGGGCGCCAGCUCUUUAGCGAGAACGAGUCAUCGUUCCUCUCGCAGUUCUUGCAGAGCCUGGACCGGGACCUGGCGCCGCUGCCGCUGCCGAGCACAUCCACGCAACCCCCCGAGGCGCCCGGGGAGACGAGCAACGAGGCCCCUCCGUCCCCGUCCGAGCACGCGCCCAAGCGGCGGCGGCACGUCGUCUCGGAGCAGCGGAGACGCAACCAGAUCCGCGAGGGAUUUACGCACCUCGCCGAGCUGCUGGAUACCGGGCGGCUGUACGGCGCGCGUGCGCUGGGCCUGAAUUCAGGCGCAGGCACCGGCGUCGAGGACGAGGACCUCGACGACCGCACCGAUGCCGAGGAGGACCUCUCGCUGGGGUGCGACGAGGAAGAGGUCCAGCGGCGGCGAAAAAACGCGCAGCGUCGCGCACGGUCUCGCGCCAAUGCGGGCAAGCAAGCCCGCGGCCGCGGCCGCGGCCGUGGUGGAAGUGCGGGUUGCGCGGGCAGCAAGAGCGCUGUCCUCUUCCAGGUCGUCGACUUGCUCUACUGGCUCGAGCAGCGCAACGCGGCGCUCCGCCAGGAUAUCAGUGUGCUGUCCACGGCAGUCUAG
Malassezia japonica is the source of this 2430-nucleotide messenger RNA. Its product is annotated as non-specific serine/threonine protein kinase. Gene Ontology annotation, cellular component: cytoplasm; nucleus. Bases 1 to 2430 code for a protein of 809 amino acids. Gene Ontology annotation, molecular function: protein dimerization activity; histone H3T3 kinase activity. Lineage: Eukaryota; Fungi; Basidiomycota; Malasseziomycetes; Malasseziales; Malasseziaceae. The transcript is spliced from 3 exons. Gene Ontology annotation, biological process: intracellular signal transduction; mitotic cell cycle. The record is from RefSeq and is a predicted model, not a curated record.